GUCAGGUAUGUCAGGUAUAUACUGUAUGUAAUGUAUAAUGCGGUGUCACGAGUUUCUUGCAUGCCCAGGCUUUUUCUUACGUUCCCAUGUCAAAGAAAAUUCAAAAUUGCCUACCUGGAAAGUGGGUGGCUGUCAAAAAGGCGCCCUUGCAUCAGAUUUUGCCGCAUUCGGUCAACGCUCCUGGAUGAAACCUCGGUGGGGAUGUGCAAAGUUUUGCGAGGAGGCAUGCCCGUCGACGUGCUGGAAAGCCUCGUCACAAACAGACUCACAGAAUUCCUCACAGUAGUCUGCUCUGGAACCCUUUCGUCAGCUCCCGCUUUCCGCUCUACGACUUGCCCUUCCUGUUCGGUAUCUGCAUGCAUCGUGGGGGCCUCGAUUCCGUAUGGCCCGGCCUAUCUGAUACACACAGCGCCAUGCACCGGGUCUCUAGUUCGACAUAGACCUGCAGUGUGGAAGCUAGACGAGCACCGUCACACUGGUCAUGCGGCACCGUUCGUGCGGCUGCUGGCGCAGACCUCUAUUAGCUCUGGUCGAAGUGUGCACAGGCGUGGUUGGCUCAUUUGCCAUGGGCAUAAUGAUGCUCCCAAGUACAUCUCGGCCACUCUGCAGCCUCUGCUGGGAUAUGUACCGCUGCACGCAACGUCGACUGCAGAAUCAGAGUUCAGUUAGCGGACCAGUGGCGCGGCACGAGCUGGACUGAGCAGAACACUGCCCAACUUGCCCAUCUCGUGUCAGCCAGGAGCUCUGCAAAGCAUUCGGUGUCUGAGUGCACAGCUGGGACAGAACGAACAGCAGCAGCAGCAGCAUGUCCAUUCAGCCACCAGAAAACAACGCCAUCUUCCAGUACGCCGGGAGGAACUAUCCUCGCUAUGCUAUACAACACCACAUACACUGUGUCCCGGUAGACGAGGUAAGCUCGGCCCAAUAUUGCUGGCUGGCAGCGAUGUGAUAUGGCAUCCCGGCUGUGACUCAGGCUCUGACUGUCACAGGAAGAGGAGCAACGCUUCGAUGAAAUCAACGAGAUCUUGCAGAAACUCCUGGGAGAUGGCUUCGAAGGCGUCGUUCUGCCCCCUCCACUUCAAGAAGGACACAGAUUAGACGAAGCUGACGUCCUCGAUUGUGGCUACGGUAAGGCCGCGUGGGUGGACAAGCUCUUAGGCUACCGGCCGGACGCUGUGGUAGUUGGGAUCGACCUCUUCACCGGGCAAGGUAACUCCGACGAGGACGAGGAUGAGGAGGACGAUGAGGACGGUGAUGGCAUCGAGUCCUUCAUUCGAAAGAGGUGGAACCUGAACAUUCCUCUGAGACAAGAUACCAGCAGCGACAGACUCCGGCCGGAAACGUUCGACCUCAUCAACAGUCGCAUGCUCAUAGAUGGCAUCAAUGCCAAUCGUUGGGAGACGUAUGUUCGCGAGCUGUAUGCAUUGUUGAAGCCCAAUGGCUGGCUCCAGAUGGUCGAAUUUCACGCCAUUUUUCAGUCCGAUAGUGGUCGAGAUGCUCCGUUCUUGAGCAGGUGGUGGGAUUGGUAUAGCCAGAAACUGCUCCAGAUGGGAAAGAACCCUCGGAUAGCGUCGCAACUGAAACCUCUGAUGGUCAACGCCGGCUUCACAGAUGUGCACUACCACGUCUCCCGCCUUCCCGUGGGAAACUGGGACCCAGGUUCGUCUCCGUUCUGCUGGAAGCCUCGUACCAUGCAGCGCUAGCUCACUGACAAUUUGCAAGAUCGCGUACAGCUCGGCAUCCAGGCUCGAGACUUGAUCACGCAGAUGCUGAGAGAUGUUUCACUGUAUCCAUUCCUUGCUCUCGGCCGGAUGCCCCGAGAGCAGUACGAGAACUUGCUGGAGGGCGCUCGACGAGAGCUGCAUCAGCCCGGGUUGAAGCUGUACCUGAAUGUGUCAGUUUUUACAGCACCACAUUUCAUUGCAGAAAGUCAUGCAGCUGAUGAUUCGUGUAGGCACGUCGCGUAUGGCCGAAAGGCGCGCCGACGGCGUUGACCAAUCUCGUUCGCCUGCGGCAACGAGCCCCUGCCGUGCCGGUCUCGUGAUCCUUCUCGCUCUCUCUGUGCGCACCGCGCCGGUCUGCUCGCUGCUUCGGCGACUUGGGAUCCUUGAUAUAUUGCGAGACCAGCCGCGACCAGAACCGCUCGGCAUUGGUUGUGUCGGCCUCCAGAUUUCCUACGCCUGGUGAUGGCGUCGCGAGAGAGAGUGUGAUGAUCGACAAACAUGCCUUCGAGCUCUGAGCAGAGCAUCGUGUCCAUUGGUCGCAAUUCGGCUUGCGCGAUCGUCUGACGUGUCACACAACAGUCUGCGCAAGCAUGAGAGCUGGCGACAGGACUGGAAUGGUGGUGUCCCUACGCAUCGUCAUGGCUUCGAAGCGCAGCUGCAGUGCAUGGCGGCGUUGCGUCUCG
Messenger RNA from Sphaerulina musiva SO2202, 2407 nucleotides. RefSeq lists its product as uncharacterized. Lineage: Eukaryota; Fungi; Ascomycota; Dothideomycetes; Mycosphaerellales; Mycosphaerellaceae. The transcript has a single exon. The record is from RefSeq and is a predicted model, not a curated record. Bases 31 to 669 code for a protein of 212 amino acids.